GGUGUUAAAUCAGCCACAAAGCAGCCCAUUGGCAGUAUGGGUGUUAAAUCAGCCACAAAGCAGGCUAUAGGCAGUGUCGGUGUUAAAUCAGCCACAAAGCAGCCCAUUGGCAGUGUGGGCGUUAAAUCAGCCACAAAGCAAGCAGUAGGCAGUGUGGGUAUCAAGGCACAUAAGGGGGCUGUGCAUCAGAGUACAAGAGCCAGAGAGCCUAAAAGGAUUAGCCUAAUUGACAGACAAAGUUUGUACAUACGACCAGGCUCCAGGAAGGCUAAUGUCUUCGAUUUUGAAUCAGACACUGAAAAUAAACCGAAAAAAUCAAAGCCUAAUGAAAGACAAAGUCUUUACAUAAGACCAGCGUCCAGUUUAUCAAAGUCUGGGAAAACAUCUAACUGUAACACUACUACCAGACAAGCAAACAAUAUUGAAUCCAAAGCAAAGGAAGUUGCAAUUGAAAAGCAAAACACAAAACAGACAGAUAAUGAAGUCACUGAAUCAGUUGAACCAAUAGGAACAAAAGCCACUGCUGCAAUUCCUCAGACAAAUACUGAAGUCCAACCAGAGUUCAAUGAAUUGCUACAACACACUGAAAACCCAAGAAAAUCAAUUCUGAAAAGGCGUGAUACAUUUGAAAUCUCACCUGAUGAUUCCUUCUCUGCAACAACAUACCGGGAGAGUAGCUGUCCUAGCCCCACUGCCACUCCAGCCCCACUCCCUAGACACACCAAGAGGUCAAAGGCCACCCACAAGACGAUACGGAAUGUUCAGUUCACGACUCCCACCAGAAGUAGCCCCAGGCUCAGGAAAAGUUUUGCUAAAACACCCAUUAAAUCUCCUCGACCCCAUAUGACCCCUGCGAACAUUCGGAGGUUGGAGCUUGAAACAUGGCUGGAAUCAAAGGGAAAGACGCCAUCAAAGUUCAGACAUAUUUGUUGCUUCCAUGAUCAGAUGGACAAGAAGAAGACCAAGAGAACAAAACAUAGACUCUCUGAAGCAGAACUUGACCAACAGCAAAAGCAGCUUGAGUUAGAGAGUGUCCAGUUAAACCUUGGCAGUCAACUUGCUGAAGCUAAUUCUGGGUCAGAUACAGACACCCCUGCAAUGCAACAUGUAGACCCCGUAGAAGAUAAACUUACAGAAAUGCUAGAUGAGUGUAUGAUACUAUAUGAAGCAGAGUGUCCUAUUAAAAGCAUCAACUCAUGGCUUGAGGAAAUGUUGAAGAACAUCCCAAGUGCUAGGACUUCUGCCCAGUUCUGGAUAACCAAAGCCAGAAUAGCAGAAGAGGAUGGGGGAUUCCCAGCAGCUUUGAAUGUCUAUGAACAGGCAUCUAGGAAUAGUGCUAAGCCUCCAGAUAUGCUAGCUGAAGCUCUCAAGGAAUUCCUGAUCAGAAUGCAAGAGAGGAAUCAUGCCAAGCAAAGUGCUGCUCAGACCCCACGUCGACCACGACACACUAGUGAUGAGAAUGUGUUCCAAUCUAGUGCUAUCAAGUACUCAAUUAAUGAAGCCCCUACUCCUUUCUUUAAGAGAUUGCGGUCAAAAGUAGAUGGCGCUGGCAGUCCUCAAUGUGCUGUUGUUACACCAGUGCGUAGAUCUACUAGGAAAAGUAUUGGAUCACUACCACGCAAGUUCCAAGACCAUUGCACAAUUGUGGACAGUUUAGACUCCAUUGUGAAAGAUGGAAACACCUUAUUCAGAGCAAACCAUGCAUUGAAGCAAGAGCCAGAUGAUAUUUAGAUGCAAAUACUGUGGGGUGUGUUCCUUGUAAACAUUAUCAAUAUAUUUUAUUGUUAUGGCAAUGGUGAUGUCACAAUAAGAGGAUAUGAUAUUUUCUAAGAAUGCAUGCCGGAUGGUCAUAUGUCAUUUCACAGGAGACAUUUGUCCACCCAAAUACUAUUACUGAAUGUUUGAGCUGAAAUAUGUAUGCAAAGAAGUUUUUAUUACAACCAUAUACCAUAAACAUAUCUAUAGAGAACAUUGCUUUGAGUGUUAAUAAUUCAAGGUUACAUAACACAUGAGUGUACAUAAUGAAACAACAUGGAAAUAAUUGAGACAUUCAAAAUACAUGUAUGUAUAUUCACAUUUAAAUGUUCUGAAUUAAGAAGGAUAUUAUGGACCUUAAAAUAAACAAGUGUUCACAUUCAAGUGUUCAUAUUUUCCAGUGUUCACAUUUCACAGCAUUUACAUUCACCUUAAUGGUGUUCACAUACACAGGAUUUGCUGGUGCCCAUUUGAAGAAAAAGAAUUGAUACUUGUAGUGAACAAGAUUAAUAUUUUACAUAGACUAUAUAUUUUCUAGAAAUGUUCAGAAAUCAAGAAAAAAAAUUAAUAAACUGUCAAUGUGAUAGUCAAACAUUGAGCUCAGAAUGUGUUCAACUUUCAAGGUGCUUACAAGGUCCAUUUUAGUUGAAAAUAUAUUAGAUUACAAUCAUGUUUGGCUUAUAGAAUUUGUUUAGACCACAUGGAUGACCACAUUUUUGUAAAUAUUAUAAUGUUGGGUACUUAAUUCAAUGCAUUCUCAGAAAGUACUUGGACUUCAAUUUUGGAACCGUCAUAAUUUACGAUUUGGUCACAAGUUGUUGUUUGUCAAAAAGGAGACAUUGGAAUCGUGGGUUAUGAUCGUACCAAAAACAAAUCCCUGAGUACUUGGGAGAACUAUGGCAUUAUUGCCAGUAGGGUAUUUUAUUAGUGACACUGUUUCCAUGGUAACCAAUACUGCAAACAUUAUUUAUAACACACAUCUCAACUGACCAGAUAAUUGUUUGUUGUCGUAUUCCUAGAUGAAUCACUUUACCUUUUAAAAUUUCACUGGGUGAUUCCACAAAAAGCUGUAUUUUUUGAUGAAUUAGACAAGUCUAUUUUAUCAUUUAUUUAUCUUGAUUUUCAAUUAUAUACAAGAAUGAAUGUGAAAUUGAAAUUAGAAAAUAA
This is a messenger RNA of Owenia fusiformis, 2922 nucleotides long. NCBI's taxonomy places the organism in Eukaryota, Metazoa, Annelida, Polychaeta, Sabellida, Oweniidae. The record is from the annotation of a GenBank genome assembly.